This is a messenger RNA of Bemisia tabaci, 5250 nucleotides long. Its product is annotated as peroxidase. The record is from RefSeq and is a predicted model, not a curated record. Gene Ontology annotation, molecular function: peroxidase activity; heme binding. NCBI's taxonomy places the organism in Eukaryota, Metazoa, Arthropoda, Insecta, Hemiptera, Aleyrodidae. Gene Ontology annotation, biological process: response to oxidative stress.
GGUGUCUCAGGUCUUGCCGCGUGGAUCCGAUUCCGAUUUGGCUCCGUGUCCCGCGCGUCACCGUCGACCGGUGGAAAAGAGCGAUCUCGAGUGGUGGUGAGUGCGAUGCGCAUUGCGGAUACGGUUUGUGCCCUUUGACCUCCGUCACGUCGGCUCGGAAUAUGGCUGUGCCAGGGCUACUACAGAGAUGUCUUAUCACGGUGAUGUGCUUCAGCUUUAGCUAUUCUCUACAAUAUUCGCCGGUGGAUGACAUUUCGGAUUGUGCCCUCGUGCUUGACCUCACUGCCAGAUCAUCCGUUUUCGAUUAUACGGCAAAUAUUUUACAGCAGCCUGGGGGAUACCAGCCACCACCUACCUGCAUCACAUAUGAUGCAAUAAAUCAAGCCUAUCUUGAUGCCAGAAAACGAAUAGGUUUCACCGAGCCCGUGGGGGAGUGGCGGCACCCCGACAUCGCCACCGUCGGAGAAAUACUCCUCGACAUCACCGCCCAGCUCACCAGGACAUACGGGCUGAGUCGGGACGACAUAGAAAAAGGACUGCCUCAAAUCGACACUUCGCGGACUCUCAUCCAAGAGAUCUGCCCCCCGAUUUUCUCCACCGUCGAGUGUCGACCAGGGAAGUACAGGCGGUUGGACGGACUCUGCAACAACGUCAACAAUCCUACUUGGGGCGCUACCAAUGCUCCUUACACCAGGUUAAUAUACCCAGCGUUUGCAGACGGGAUAUCUGACCCACGGGUAUCUAUCUCGGGCAACCCUCUGCCUUCUGCCAGGGUUGUCUCGCGGACCAUCCACCCUGAUGAAGGAUUCCACGACCACGCUGGCACGGUCAUGGUUGUGGCCUGGGGUCAAUUCAUGGACCACGACUUCACCUUGUUUGGAAUGCCUCUAGAUCCACGAAAUAAAAACGAACCAGAGGAGUGUUGCAACCGGCCACCACAACUAAAGCACCCGUACUGCUUAGAGAUCGAGGUCCCGGAGGAUGACUAUUUCUACCAAAAAUACAAAGUCAAAUGUCAAGAUUUCAUCCGAUCCUUCCCGUCACCCAAGCCCGGCUGCAAGCUCGGCUCUCGAGUGCCAUUCAAUACUUUGACAGGAGUUAUCGAUGGAAAUACAGUUUAUGGUGUUACCGAAGAAUUUGGCAGGCAUCUUCGAAUGGGAGUUGGAGGGCUGUUGCGAAUGAAUCCUGCGUUUGACGAAUUUGGACUCAAAGAUCUUCUUCCGCCAAAGAUUGAUUAUCCUGACGAGGGCUGCACCCGACUGAAUAGUACACAAUUUUGCUUCGAAGCCGGGGAAAUUCGGGUGAAUGAGCAACUUGUGCUAACAUGCAUGCAUACCCUAAUGGCCAGGGAACACAACAAGAUUGCUCGUGGCUUGGCAGAUGUUAAUCCACACUGGGAUGACGAGACUCUGUACCAGGAGGCGCGGAGGAUUGUGAUUGCCGAAAUCCAGCACAUCACAUACAAUGAAUUCCUCCCAAUAAUCCUAGGAAAAGAAGUGAUGGAGAAAUUCAAUCUUCUUACUGAGAAAGAGGGUUAUUGGGACGGCUACGACCCGGAAAUUAACCCAAACAUCCUGGACGCCUUUUCAGCAGCCGCCUUCCGAUUUGGGCACUCUCUACUUCCGACUGCAGUCGAGAGAUGGAGCAAAGCACACAAAUUUAUAGCGUCAAAACGGUUAUCAGACUUGAUCAGACGUCCAUACGAUCUCUACAGAGCAGGUGUCAUGGACGAAUACCUGAUGGGACUUAUGAACCAAGUAGCUCAAGCAAUGGAUGAUUCCAUCACACAAGAGGUGACAAAUCAUUUGCUCAAAAAGCCAGGCAAUCGCUUCGGGUUGGAUCUGGUGGCAUUCAAUAUGCAAAGAGGCCGAGAAUUUGGCAUUCCUGGUUACAUGCAAUUCAGGAAACUUUGCGGUUUACCAGAUGCCAACACAUUUGAGGAGUUGUUAGGUACAAUGUCUAAUUCGACUGUCUAUCGAUAUCAGUCAAUUUAUGAACACCCAGAAGAUGUAGAUCUUUGGUCCGGAGGUGUUUCAGAGCGGCCUUUGCCUGGUAGCAUGGUGGGCCCUACUUUUGCAUGUAUCAUUGCAACACAGCUCAACUACAUUCGAAGGGGGGACCGCUUUUGGUACGAGCUACCAAAUCAACCCUCGUCUUUUACUUUAGAUCAAUUGAAUGAAAUUAGAAAAAGUAAACUUUCUAGGGUCAUUUGUGAUAAUACCGAUCUGAUUGAUACCAUACAAAUUUACCCAAUGGUAUUACCAGACCAUGAUAUAAAUCCGCGAGUUCCAUGCAGAAGUGCGAUGAUACCACGUAUCGACCUUUCAAAGUGGGCUGACACACCUAGCAACCCUUCGAUACCACUUUCCUCCCACUUCGAUUUCGUGAGUAGCUUCGAUCAGUCUGCUUUCGACCCAUUCCUGGCCAAAUAGUAGAUCUCACUCGUGGCUACCUUAGACCUUUGAAAUUGUGUACAAAUUAUGUAGUUUUCUCUCUCGUUUUUAAGUACUGUAAAUACUGCCUCAAGAUCUCCGCUUGCCUGGCCAAAAUAUCGUUGCUCUCGCACAUGAUUUUUUUUUUUUUUUUCGUUUUUAUUUUGUCGGUCCGAAUAUUAACGACCACGACGAUCUUAUAGCCAUAAACCUUGCGGGUGAGACUCUCCGCUGCGUAAACUUUUCCCCAAAAGUUGUGCUUUUUGACUCGUCAAAUAAAGCAAGGACUCGAUGCAUUGUGAGGAUCACCCAUGUUCAAUCAAAACGUGACGGAGUUGGGUAGAAAGGAAAUUAAGCUGCGGAGUUACAAUUUGACCUUACCACAUUUAGCUCGGAGCAAAUAUUGGAUCGCGUCGAAAAGUCAAAAAAUGGCUAGAAUUUUGGAAUGUUCAAAACUAUUUUCAACUCUUGCGUUACAAAGCGACGCAAAAACAAUUUCUCAAUAAUGUAAAGAACAUUCACACAAAUUUGACCUCUUCGCUUUUUUCUUCUUCCCUGAUUCCGUCACCAAUUUGAAUGAACAAAUUUCCAAUCAAUUAUCAGAGAAAAAUUAUGAAAAGCAUUUAAGAGCUUUAACAAGUUUUGAAAUCUACAAGAGUUUGCAUGAACCAUGGAAUAUCUGCUCAGACUUCCCAUAAAAGUUAACUUUUGCAUUGACCCGACAGUCCUUCUAUAUUUUUUGCUCAGCUUUGUCAGAAAGGUGGAUAGCAGCUUUAUGAUUCAGCAAAAAGCUCUUUUUUCCUUUUUUUUAUCAAAUCUGGUUAUACUUAAAAUUACAAAAAUCCUGUGCGUAUCAGUGCAAUAAGUUAAAAUCAAAAUGCGGCGGAGAAUCUUGAAAUUUUAGUUGCCAUAUUUGCAUUUAUGUACCAUUUUAGACAAUUUCUUUUCCUAAUGUUUUACUAUCUAUCUUUUAGGUCUUAUCGACUUUGUUAGUAGCUCAAAUCGCGAGGAAAUAAAUUAUUGAGUGAAAUCGACUGAUUAAAACAUCCUGGGCCUUUAGAACAAGAAAAAUAAAAUAUGAUUUCAUUCUGUACGAGGGAAAAAUCGUUUUUCUGUCUUAUUCUGUCAUACAUGGACAGAGAGCUUAAUUUGUGUUAAGGCAGGCUGAUCGGUUUGAUUUAUGAAGUGUGGGUUGAAUUCUUAAUUUUUUUCCUGUGGCAUCUAAUCACUGUUUCCAAGCCUAUAUGAAAUACGCUUAGAAUAACAUUUGGGUGUUUUACAUUAGCCUAUUGGCUCUCGUUCAUAGAAAUAUCAAUUUAUUACGAAGAUACUUAAAGGUUAAAGUUCACCCAAAAAUUUAAAAAAAAACACUCAAACAAAGCUCAAAGUGGCAUUAACUCAAGGAAUUAUUUAGUCGAUACUCGCAUUCGAGGAGUCUUAAGCUUCUCAAAUUUUGAAGACUUCAAUUUUAGGGCAAAGUGCAACAUUUUAAUUAUAAAUUAUUUUUAAAAUUUGAAAAUGUUCCAAUUUUGACCACCCUUACCUUUAUGUUUCCCAGAGGCUCUAUUUUUGUACAGUCAAACUUUGAGUUUAUUGUGAUCUGCCACAUGCGACGUAUACAUAAUAUGCGAUAGCUGUAUGCUCAUGAUUGUUGCGCCAUUUUAAUGACUGCAGUGCUUUAGUAUUUGUUGUAUACAGUAGAGUCCUGACUUUCGUAGGAAAUUUUGUACUUUUAUAUGUUUUCUUUGCUUCAAGUAUGAAAGGAAAAUUCAGCGAAGAAUGAAUGUCAUACAUCUGUUACACUUCGUUGGUGAAAUUUCCCAUAGUCCGGAGACUGCGUACAACUUUUUUGUCCUGACCGUGGACUGGCUGAUGUUCUUGCCCACUCCGUGAGCUGGACACUGAACAGCCAGCCCGCGGACUGACCUAUUAAAAGCCUGGAAAUUACACCAACGGGGCGUAAUAUAUCAACACUUCAACAGGUCAUACGUGUAUUUAGCAAAUUGUUCACUGUGAUUAACCAUCACUUGAAGGAUUUAGUAAACAUUUCCGAUAAGUGAAUUUGAUGGGCAACAGUUUUAAACAAAUUAUAGGGAAGGUAUUGGUGAUUUCCAGGAAGAGUUUCAAAACGUGACUUGCCCUAAAUAGAUCACCAAUAUUCAAUUUAAACCCCCUAUGAAUAUGUACCUAUAUUUUUCUAAAUCAUACACGUCGCCGUAAUUUUUUAACUUUAAACCCAUCAUCCUCAAAAUCACAAAAUAAAGAACUCAGCAAACUCAUUUACCGGAAUAUUUAUACACCAUGUAAACUAUUCAACCAAUCUUAUCUACUUUUGGAUUUUCUACAAUAUUAUAAUACUGCGCUAGUAAUCCAAUCCACACUAAAGUAAAUGAUUGGAACUCAUCGUUUUCCCUAUUUAUGCUAGCAUUGUAGAAGUGUGCGAAUGAUUAAGAAACAGAGUGUGUGGAGAAUAAUGCUGAGGAGCUCAUCUAUCACACAUUGUCACACAACGAUCAAAUGUAUCAGUACUAAGUUCAUAUCAUUAUGUCUUCUCAGUUUGAUUAACAGUGUAUAAAACCAAACCACAAUGCAAGUAGCCAUAAAUAAAACUCGUGUAUGACGCAUUCAGCAGCGUCAUGUAUAAGGCUGUCGAUUUUACAUGUGUGGACGGUGAUUUUAUGGGAUACGCGACAUCAUUUUGUUUCAAGUUACCUAUUUUUUUUGUCAAUAUUGAGAUUUGCGUAAAAGUCACUUGUCAUUGUUCAUGCUAAAAAAAUAUACCGAAUAAAUUUAUUUUGCAUUUCUUUUUUACAACAAA